GCUAUGACCGCCUCUUAUUCCGUUCUCCCCUCCCCUGGCGAAGGCCUGGGUUGUUUCUCUACCGCCUUGAUUCCUGCUGGUACCCUUAUCCUCGCUGAGACGCCUCUGUUCAAUGUUCGCGAACCGCGCACAAACUCCCUGGUUAUCUCCGCCUUCUCGCGUCUCUCCAAACCCCAACAAGAGCAAUAUCUUACCCUACACGUUGUCGACCCCAAAGCAGAAGGUGAUGCCCGCGUAAUCGACAUAUUCAACUCCAACGCCUGGCAAACCGAGUCUCGCACUUCAAUAUGUCCGCGCGCUGCUCGCUUCAAUCACUCCUGCAUCCCUAAUGCCAGUUUCGCCUGGAAUUCACGCUUAUCACAAAUUACUGUACACGCCAUUGUCGCGAUACCUGCAAAUACACAGAUCAAUCUCAGCUACGAGCGUCCAUACCAAACGCUCAGUGCACGGCGCGAAAAACUUUCCGCCUACGGAUUCGUCUGCUCGUGCACAGCAUGUGGUGAUGAAGCCGAGCCUAGCGAUGUGCGCAGAGCGCGCAUGGUGUUGCUAGAGAGAAGAAUCCGAGUUGGACGGAAACAAUUAUGGAGAUCUCCCAUGCCCAAGGCGGAACUGGAGUUGGUGAGAUUGCUGAAGGAGGAGGGUCUUGUGGGGGAAGCAUUAGGGCUGGCGUAUCACAAUGCUGCUUUAGGAUGGCAAAGGCAUGGACGACUAGAUUUGGCGGUUAGGUAUGGGUUGAAAGAGUUGGAGGUUUGCACCAUGUGUUAUGGCACAAAUUCGCCCUACGUGGAUACGACAACAGCGUUUCUACAUCAGCUGAAGAUAGAGCUCACAGAAGUAGAAGAUAAGCUUCUACGUAGUAUACAAUUGUAAAUUAGGUUUGCAGUAGUCAAUUGAUUCAAGCGACAUGGUACAGGAUCACCAACGGUCGGCUCGUAUCCUUCCUUCAAGA
Messenger RNA from Cucurbitaria berberidis CBS 394.84, 949 nucleotides. RefSeq lists its product as uncharacterized. Bases 4 to 870 code for a protein of 288 amino acids. Lineage: Eukaryota; Fungi; Ascomycota; Dothideomycetes; Pleosporales; Cucurbitariaceae. The transcript has a single exon. Gene Ontology annotation, molecular function: protein binding. The record is from RefSeq and is a predicted model, not a curated record.